Molecule: messenger RNA, 1968 nt
Organism: Debaryomyces fabryi
Lineage: Eukaryota; Fungi; Ascomycota; Pichiomycetes; Serinales; Debaryomycetaceae
Gene: YVC1
Product: Yvc1p
Exons: 1
Coding region: 1-1968 (655 amino acids)
Source: RefSeq, a predicted model, not a curated record
AUGACCGAAUCAGAUAUUGAGGAAUCAGCAGCCUUGUAUGAAUUACAUUAUUCAAACGCUUUCUCCCCAAAUUCGAGACAAACCUUUAGAAUAUGUUUAAAUUUGAAAACUUUAAUUGAUAAGGUGAUCCCAAUUGUGUUUGAUGAGAAGGAUAUAACAGCUCAGAAUUCUACAAUUUUAAAUUCCAACGUUAUUGAGUUGGUUUAUACCUCAGCUGGGGGAAGGGGAGAUGGUAAAUAUGGCACGUCUGCCUACAAAUAUCGUGCAGCUUUAGUGUUUUGCUUGUUGAAAGUAUGCGAUUGGUAUUGGCAACAGGCCGAAAACGAAUUAUGGGACAAUGAAUUAUAUUUCUUAAGAGCGGUUACAGCGCAAAGAUUAGCAGCUAUUAUUAUUGAGAAUACAUCGGACGAUGAGUAUUUAUUUUUGGGGAUGUUGUGCCAUAGAUAUACUAUUAAUUUGCAUGGUGUGGACUCUCAACCGAUCAGCGUAUUAGAAUUAGCAGUAGAUAUGCAUUCAACCAUGGUAAUUGGAUCAUCAGGCUAUCAAAGGUGUAUGAAAUGGAUAUGGAGAGGUUGGAUUAUUCAAUCUCCAACUGACCCUAAUCUGUAUGUUUUAUACAGGGGGGCUCCAUCGUUAUCGAUAAAAACACAUUUUGACCCGGCAAGAAUCAGAACACCAUUGUACCAAAAUAUUUUGGAAAUCGCCUUUAGUAUGAUCUACUUGAUAUUAUUUACUAUUAUUAUUAACACUAACGACGUGAAAACCGUGCCUUUAGAUGGAUUUGAGAUUGUAUUUUACUUGUUUACGGUAGGAUCUAUUUUGGACGAGGUGGUUAAGUUUUACCAUGUUGGAUUAAAUUACAUUGGAUUCUGGAAUGUGUUCAAUGACACAAUGUACUGUAUCAUUCUUAUCUCAGUUGGAUUUAGAUUUGCUAGUUUGAAUACGCAUGGUUCAUUAAAAAAUACGUAUGAUGAGGCUUCGUUUAGAAUAUUGUCGUGUGCUUCGCCUUUCAUGUGGUCCAGAUUAUUGCUUUACUUAGAUGCACAGAGAUUUGUUGGUGCGAUGAUUGUCGUUGUUAAGACCAUGAUGAAGGAAAGUUUAAUUUUCUUCUUCUUAUUGGCUGUCGUGAUUUUAGGAUUCUUGCAAGGUUUCCUCGGUUUAGAUGCUUCUGACGGAAGAAAUGAAGCUACUAAGCGGAUUUUAAUUUCAUUAGUGAAUGGAAUUAUUGGCGAAGCAAGUUUUGAUGAUCUUUCAUCGUUGGACCCACCAUACGCAUCGAUAUUGUAUUACAUUUACUCGUUUGUUCUCAGUGUUAUUCUUAUGAAUAUUUUGAUUGCUUUGUAUUCUACUGCCUAUGCUAACAUUGUUGAGAAUGCAACCGAUGAGUAUUUUGCGUUGGUUGCCCAAAAGACAUUGAGGUACGUUAGAGCUCCAGACCAGGAUCUUUAUGUUCCUCCUUUGAACCUCAUUGAAUUAGUUCUUACUCCUUUAUCCUUUUUUGUCAGCAAGUCAACGUUUAGACUAAUUAAUCACUUCAUAAUGUUGGUUAUCUAUUCCCCAUUGUUAACCUACAUUACCAUUGAUGAAUUGCAAAAUGCUAGAAGAAUUCAAUACAACAGAUUCAAAGGUAUACCAGAUGAUUCCAAUGAGUUAGACACCGAAUGGGACUUAACAGAUGGAUACGAUGCUGAUACCGACUCUGGAAUUCAAGAAAGAGAUACAGAAGUCAAUACUGCAGUUCGUGAACAGAUUAUAGGCGAAAACCAAGAUUCCGAAUUCCCUAUCGAUUUACGAAAGUUUAAUACAGAUAUCGAUAGGGUAGUCCAGCCGGUCAAUCAGGCUAGCAAAGCCGGUAUCAAAUGGGAAUUCUACGAAAUUUAUAGCAAGAUUGAUAAGCUUACUGUUCUAGUGGAAGCAGUGGUCAAAGAAAACCAAGAAUUGCGGAAGAAGCUUGAAGAAAAAAAGUAA